AUGCAAGAAACAGAGCAAUCAGAAAAAAAUAUGAUAGGUUCUCUGCUAGACGAGGAUGAGUCAGAAUGUUCAGAAUUCAGAUCUUCCAUCACUAAAUCCCAACAGCAUUCUCAAUCUGUAAACAAUUCUCUCUAUUAAACCAUCUAGCCUGCCAAAAGCUUCAAAGAUGUUAAAGAAAGUCCACUCGUUCUUGAUGAUCCAGGUUAAUAAGAAUUUCCUUCCAAUGAUCCAAACAACUUUUAUUUUACUGUCUAACCAGCCUUCAUCCAACAAAGGUAACACUCCAUGAGUUACGAAUUCCACCAAUACAUGGUCUCUCAAUCUUCAAUCUAUUACCCUUAUCAAGACGGAUACUUCUCAUAAAAACGAACCAAGAGAAUGCAAUCGUCCACAGAUUCAGAACAAACCAUAGUAAAUCUCCCAUUCCUAUUGUAGUCACAACAAUGCUAAGAUCAAUAUGCGUCCCUAAUUAUCCAAUAGUCCUUCAUUUAAGGAAACGACUUUUAGAGAGACAAAAUAUUUAAAGCCUUAAUCGAUGAUUUACCACUCCUCUCUAAACACAAAUUUGGAAAUUAUGUCAUUCAGAAAAUUAUAGAAAACAGCAAUCAGAACCUCAGAACCCUCAUCUUUGAAUAGCUUCACCCUUACCUCAUCGACAUGUGCUAUGACAAAUUCGGAUGUCGAGUCAUCUAAAAAUUACUAGAGUUCAUUUAAAACCAUCAAAAAAUACAAUUAAUCUAAUCAAUCAAAAGUCAAGUGUUGAAUCUCAUCUUCGAUCAAUGUGGAAAUCAUGUAAUCCAGAAAAUCAUAGACUUGGCAUCCGAGGCUGAGUUCAUAAUUGACAUUGUCACAAACAACGUCGAUCACAUCGUGUCUCAUCCCUAUGGAUGCAGAAUUGCUUAAAAAUGCCUUGAAAUCUUUCCCAACCAAAAGUUACAACAACUCUACAUCUCCCUUAUACCUUUAUGUGAGAGAUUACAAUUUUGUCAAUACGGGAACUACAUUGUACAGCACAUGAUCACCCAAGGACCGCCUAAAGGAUUUGAAGUAAUUGGGAAAUUCGUCAAAGCCAGAAUUCUGGAAGUCAGUUAAGAUAAAUAUGCCAGCAACGUGGCUUAGAAAUAUAUAACAUUGGCAUCAGAUGAAGAUAUUGCAAGCAUCUGCAAAAUCCUGAUGAAUAAUUGCGUACCACCAAUGUUACUAAUUUUAAUCAAUAAUUAAUUUGGUAAUUAUGUGAUGCAAAACUUCUAUUCGAAAUGCAAUGACAAAUAAAAAGAAAUAAUUCAGAUCUAAAUCAAUAAAUAUGAAGAACAUCAAUUCACAUAAUUUGGUAGACAUUUCUUAUAAUUUUUGGCUAGGUGUCAAUCUUGUUGAUUGUUUUAUCUAUAUAUGUUAAACAUUAUAUACAUUUAAAAGUCA
Messenger RNA from Paramecium tetraurelia, 1419 nucleotides. RefSeq lists its product as uncharacterized. Gene Ontology annotation, biological process: post-transcriptional regulation of gene expression. Gene Ontology annotation, molecular function: mRNA binding. NCBI's taxonomy places the organism in Eukaryota, Ciliophora, Oligohymenophorea, Peniculida, Parameciidae. The transcript is spliced from 5 exons. The record is from RefSeq and is a predicted model, not a curated record. Gene Ontology annotation, cellular component: cytoplasm.